Molecule: messenger RNA, 1497 nt
Organism: Cladophialophora immunda
Lineage: Eukaryota; Fungi; Ascomycota; Eurotiomycetes; Chaetothyriales; Herpotrichiellaceae
Exons: 4
Coding region: 1-1497 (498 amino acids)
Molecular function (GO): succinate-semialdehyde dehydrogenase (NAD+) activity
Source: RefSeq, a predicted model, not a curated record
AUGUCAAACAAGUCGCCGUUCAAAAAGUCUAUACCGUACGAGUUCAAAGACUUGACUCUCAUUGACACGCGGUCGUUGAUCGGAGGCCAAUGGGUUGGUGCCGCGUCGGGCAAGACGUUCAAACUUACGGACCCGGAGGACGAUGCUGAGAUCUGUGACAUCGCCGACCUGGGCGCUGAAGACACCCGCAACGCCAUCGAAGCGGCGAGCAGAGCCUUCGAGACGUACAGACUCACCCCCCACCGGGAGAGGCGGUGGCUGAUGCGGCGCUGGGCCGACCUGAUCAAGGCCAACAGGGAAGACCUCGCGGCAUUGUGCACUCUCGAACUAGGCAAGCCGUACACCGAGUCACUCGGCACCGUACAGUAUGCGGUCGACUUUAUCGACUGGUUCGAGGGCGGCAUCGAGCGCACCUUCGGCGAGACCAUCCCUGCGGCGCGCGGGAACAACCGAAUCCUGACGAUCCGGGAGCCUCAGGGCGUGGUCGCCUGCAUUACGCCCUGGAACUCGCCCGUGGCCAUGGUCACCCGCAAGGUGGGCGCCGCGAUCGCAGCCGGCAACACGGUCGUGUGCAAGCCAGCGCCCGAAACGCCACUGUGUGCGAUUGCGCUCGCCAAGCUGUUUGAGCGCGCGGGCGGCCCGCCUGGCGUGUUCAACAUCGUCACUGCCGGCGUCGAGAACACUCCGGCGAUCGGCGAGGAACUGUGUAGUCACCCGGCGGUCAAGCACCUGAGUUUCACGGGGUCGACCGCCGUGGGCCGUCUGCUGAACACGAUCUGUGCCAAAACGAUCAAGAAGACCAGUCUUGAGCUGGGCGGGAACGCCCCGUUUAUUGUGUUUGAAGAUGCCAAUAUCGAGAAGGCUGUGGCGGGUCUCAUUACUUCCAAGUUUAGAUCGUCGGGGCAAACAUGCGUCUGUGCAAAUCGCAUCUUCGUGCAUGCAUCAAUACUGGACAAGUUCGCAGACGCCUUGACGGACGGGUUGAAACGCACUUUCACCUACGGGUCCGUGUGGGACAGAAAGGUCAACUUCGGGCCGUUGUACGCCGGAAAGGGCAUCGCGAAGGUGGAAGAUCAUUUGGACGACGCUCUGGGCAAGGGAGCUCGGGUCCAUGCCGGCGGCAAGGACAACACCCUGGGCCCCAACUUCUUCCCCGCGACGGUGGUGAAGGGAGGCACGGCGGGGAUGAAGUUCAUGAAGGAAGAGACCUUCGGCCCACUGGCCUUUCUGGCCCCUUUCCAGACCGAGGCGGAGGUCAUCAAGAUGGCGAACACGUCCGACGUCGGCUUGGCCGGGUACUUCUACACCGAGGACAUUUCGCGGCUGUGGAGGGUCAGUGAAGCGUUGAAGGUGGGCAUGGUCGGGGUCAGAGUCGGGCUGGUCAGCGCGGCUGAGGCGCCGUUCGGCGGUGUCCUGGAGAGCGGAUUGGGCCGGGAAGGAGGCAUCGCGGCGCUGGAGGAAUACUUGAAUAUCAAAAGCAUAACGAUCGGUAUCUGA